AUGUCAGAGGAAGGGAGUGAAAAUUCUCCGGAUCCCUCCCCCCCUCCCUGCCUGACCCCGUCUACCGAAGACACUGCGGAGGAUGCUCCCUCGGCGGGCCAGAAUGGAGCGCUGGGGCUGAGCGGCCUCAUUGCUACCUGCUGCAUCUGCAUGGAGGUGGAACGCGUGCGAACUUGCUUAAACUCUGAGAAGAUCUGCAUCAUACCCAUCAUGGCCUGUCUGGUGAGCCUGGGUCUUUGCAUUGCUGGCCUCAAGUGGGUUUUUGUGGACAAGAUAUUUGAGUACGAACCUCUGACGCACCUUGAUCCCAAGCGCAUAGGGCAGGGUCCUAUAAUCUCUGCUGACCAAGCAACAGUGGCCGAAUGGCCGCCACCAUCAACUGCCUUUACCUCCACCUUUCCGAUAUCUGAUUUGAUCCAGACGGUGAACGAUCCUGAUGACCCUUUGGUGCUUCCCUCAACUCCUUAUACUAGCCCUUCUCCUCAGCCCCCAACCUCCUCUCCUUCCUUCCUACCCUCUGUCGUACUCGAAUCUUUCUCCCCAGACCCUGUCGUCACCAAAAACCGUGAAGUGACAGAAUCAGCGUCUGUAACCCUUCCCCAAAUGACAGAUACAAACCUCAUUAUCGCACCGGCGUUUACUACCACUUCACCAACGCCUUGGUCAGGCCACGCAAGGCCAUGCAACGAUAGCGAUCGGCACUACUGUGUGAAUGGAGGACAGUGUUUCGUUAUCAAUGGUAUUAAUAAACUCUCCUGUCAGUGUGACCCUGGAUUCACCGGAGAAAGAUGUACAGAGACUGUACCCAUGAGGGUCUUUAUACCUGAACAGCAUCUUGGAAUUGAAUUUAUGGAAGCUGAGGAGCUGUACCAGAAGCGAGUGCUGACGAUAACAGGGAUCUGUAUUGCCCUCCUCGUGGUUGGCAUCAUGUGUGUGGUGGCAUAUUGCAAAACAAAAAAACAGCGGAAAAAACUUCACGAUCGGCUCAGACAGAGUCUCCGCACUGAGAGAAACAACAUGGUAAACCUUGUGAAUGGACCCCACCACACAAAUCAUCCGGCAGAAAAUGUCCAAUUGGCAAAUCAAUAUAUAAUGAAAAACCCUGGAUCCACUGAGCACGUCAUUGAGCGGGAAACAGAAACCUCGUUCUCUACUAGUCACUACACAUCGACAACCCAUCACUCUACGACAGUCACUCACACGCCCAGCCACAGUUGGAGUACGGGCCAAACAGAAAGUGUCAUCUCAGACAGCCCCUCUGUGCUGGUAACAUCGUCAAUUGAAACCAGCAGGCACACCAGCCCGAUCAAUCACCGAGGACGACUCAAUGGGGUGGCGGGUCGACGAGAGAUGCUUAUCUGUGUAAGGAAUUCCAGAGACACUCCAGACUCUCUCCGAGAUUCACCACAUAGUGAAAGGUUUGUCUCUGCCAUGACCACUCCAGCCAGAAUGUCUCCAGUGGACUUCCGAACACCGGUGUCCCAAAAGUCACCCGACUGCGAGCUAUCACCGCCAGUGUCUAGCCUGACUAUAUCCAUGCCAUCAGUGACCAUUAGCCCUUUAAUUGAGGAGGAGAGGCCUCUGCUCCUGGUGACCCCGCCUCGGCAGCGGGAGAAGAGGCAAGACCCAUACAAGCAGUACCACGACUCUGCCCAGGACAGGGGCAGCAUCCCAGCCAGCCCACUACGGGUGGUCGAGGAUGACGAGUACGAAACCACCCAAGAGUACGAGCCGACGCUCGAGUCCCCCAAGAAAGGGGCCGGCAACAGGAGAGGGAAAAGAACAAAGGCUAAUGGCCACAUUUCACAGAGAAUGGAGACUGAGAGCAAUCCAAUCUCGGAGAGCAGUAGCUCUGACAGUGAAACGGAAGACGAACGAAUAGGCGAGGAGACGCCCUUUCUGAGCAUACAGAACCCCAUGUCGACGAGCGUAGAAUCAGCCCCCGCAUACCGAUUGGCUGAAAGCAGGACUAACUCCACCAAUAGGUACUCUACACAGGAAGAGUUGCAAGUCAGGCUGUCCAAUGUAAUUGCUAAUCAGGACCCAAUUGCUGUCUAAAAAAACACAUAAAUGCACCAGUAAAACUUUAUUUUAUAUAAUGAAGUACUCCGGAUACUUUACUUUAAAUUAAACAUUUUAUUUUAUUUUAGCAGAAGAACCUUGCAGCUAGUAGAAAGUCUACAAGUUUUUAUAGAUUAAAUAUAUAUAUGUAAAAAGAAAGUUAGCAUUCACAAUACUAAUGUGCCAUAUGUAGCGUUUUUACAGUAUUUCAACACAGAAAGAUAUCAGUGGUGCCUUUAUGUUACUUUAUGCUGAAAGUGGAAUUACUACAUCUGUUGCCAUUUCAUGCUACCUGCUAACAAACCUGAUGAGAAAAGGAAUGUCUGUGAUAUGAGGGAUUUUUUAAUUUCCUUGAUGGUGGAAUUUGGACUGGGACAGAAGUCUGAGUCAGUUGUUGACAUCUGGAGGUCGGGGGGAAAGAGACCCACACACAGAGGAGGGAAUGAAGAGGGUGUCUCACUGUGAUCUGCUCGUUCAGUAAUGUUUCACUCCUGUGGUUUCCACGAGGCUUGAUGGUUUAUAAGAUUAAACAAACCUUCCUGUAAAAAGAGAUCAAAAGUAGGACUUAACAAGAAAACACUAGAGUCUUGUGGCUGUUGAUAUCGAGAGAAACCAUUAGAAACAUGUCACGAGUUCACGCAAAGCUGAUUUUGAAGGUGAGGAUUCUUUGAAAGCAGUAUGUUACGUUUGGGUGGUUGAAAAGUAAAGUUGUUCACUGAGUUAGAUUAAAUUAUUUCAGUGAAACUGCCUGCUUUAAAAAAGCAGUUCCUCUUUCCUUGGUGCUUUUGUAGGGCCAUGUUAUAUUCUGUAAAUACUGCAGCUCUUUGGAAAGCCAUCAUAAUAUCCCCCUUUGAACUAGCAAUCAGGCACUAGACUCAGUUAAAGCUUUCAUCUGAAUCUUUCUACAUCACUUGGAAGAGGUUUUGGGUCAAAUCUCUGCACGAUUAAAAAGGUUGCUGCUUGAAAGUAUGUUGACUGAUCUUGACAUGGAAAGGUGAAGAAGUGAGCUACUUGACCUGACUCAGUAUUUUCCCUGUGCAGGACAUAAGAUCCUGGCUGAUGGCAGGCAAACGUAAAUAGACCAAGAGAUGGAAGAAUUCUGUUGUUCCCUAUGUUAGGAUUCUGUAAUAGUUUGUGACGGUUUGGAACAGUAUGUAUAUAUUGUCACCAUCUUCGUACUUAUUGCCAUCGGCUGCAGUGAAAGCAGGCCUCUGUGUCAUAUAACCUUUACCUUAAUUUAACAGAUGCAUAUAUUGAAAAUAUAAUGGGCUGCGGCAACAUUCAUCUUUUGGGGUAAUAUCAAUUAAAAGCAGCUGGAGAUGCAGAUUACAAUUCACAUAUGGUCAAAAUAUAUAGCAUUGAACCUGCAUUCAGCAAAAGGACAACGUUUCUGAUAUCUUCCUGUGUUUGUGAAACAGACGCAUUAAAAGCCUCUUUCAAAUAAAGUUUUUUUCUGUUUAAUUGUGUACUUCAUUAUCAAUCCAGUCAAUAUAGCUGCAAUAAGUCCAGUUCCUCCCUUGCAAUAAAGACAUCAGAAUGCCACCUGAACUCUUAAUCCAUAACCCUCGUCUUCAGAGAUCACAAUUUCUACUGUUCAAACUGAGGAGAUCCAGAGGGGGUUAUAUGGCUUAAAAGGUGAUCAAACCAGUCCUUUGAACUUACUGAAAAUUUGAAUUAUUUAAAAUUGUGAUAAAAUGUUUAUAAUCAGCAUUAGUUCAUUUCUGUCACCACAACGAAAUGCGUCAGAAACUUGUGCGUUUUCACUUCAAAGUGUCAACUCUGUGCUUUCAUUGCUUUUAGUGCUGUGUGUUUUAAAAUUCAUUUCGGGCAUGUUACUAAUACAGAAGAAGGAUUCUACAAUGUUCACACUCUCAUAACUCCAAUGGAAUUUCUGCAGUUUUGUAGGGAGAAGGUUGGAAGUAUCUGACAGCUAUUUAAAGAUCACUUGGUGAGACUUAACAUUCUUUUCAUUCCCUGUCCCUGCUUCCAAUAAAUCUGGUCAUGUCAAUAAUAAUUCAGUAGAACCUUCAGCUUCAGUAGAAACAUUUGAUAUGUUUGCAAGUGGCAAAGAAACUAUUUGUUUGAUACUUGAAGGGUCAGAGCAAGGAAAGAGGUGUCAGAAAUCAGUUAAGAUGGACAACUGAUACAGGGAAAUCGGAUUCUCUCACUUUUAAUUUGUCCUAAACUCCAAACUGAGCAAACACAAAUGCCCAACAAUUGAGAGAAAAUGGACCAUUGCAGUCAAGCAAGUGUCUUCACAGAUUCUGACACUCUUUGGAGAGAUCAAAACGGUUUUCCUUUUGUUUAUUACCGAACCCAUUCCUCCACCUCCCUUUGCUGACAUGAAACGAGCUUUAAAUCCAUCACUUGAGAUCUUGUACAAGAGUAAUUUUCACAAACUGAAAGCAGUAGGGGUACAUUCAAAAACCAAUUUUAUCUUUUGGGCAGGGGUGGACAGGGAGGGGAGACAAUCUGCAGUGAAAUUAGUUGAGAGUUUUGUUGAGGUGCUUCUCAUCACAUGUUAUACGCUGUUUGCAAUCUCCUAACGUUGAAGCACCGCUGAGCUAUGAAUGAUUGCAAUAAGCAUUAACUGUUAUGGCAUAUAGUGAGCAUGGUAUAUGUCCUAAUCUACAAGGAGAACAUGCAUGUGAUGUUAUAAUUGACCUUUUUAAAUGUGCAUGAGAUGUAAACAAUGAGCAGUAAUCAGCUGGUGGUUCGGACAAACAGUCUUUACACCUUUUGACUGCACCCCUACAGUUUUCAGCAGUAUUCCAAUACUACUUAAUAACUGAUUUACUUAAAGGAAUAUAAUAUUCAGAAAAUGUUGUAUCCGCUGGUUACUUACAUUCUAUAUCAUUUAGAGGCACACAUACUGAGCAGUCAUCAUUGAUGUUAGGGCACUAGAAUAUAUAAAAGUGCUGAUACUGUGGACAAACUCUAUUUAACAGCUAGUUUUUACACAGAUAGACUAUUUUGAAGUAGACACUGGUAACAGGCCUCUUUAAAACAACCAGUCAGACAUAAAACUAAAAGCAGAGAUGGAAUUAAAGGAAGGUUCUAGGGCGGGGGGUGGGUGUGGGUGGGGGUGAAAAUGGGUGGAGGGAGGGAAAUAGAAGCAGACUUAGAAAGAAAAUGUAUCCUGAAUCCAAUUGCAUCUUGUUACUGUCGAUUGGUCCCAUCCAGCAGGUUUAUUCGCAAAUCGUAAAUCUGCUGUAGUUAAAAGUUACAAAAGUAAAGCGAGACUUUGCAACCAAACCAGACAACGCUUUAUAUCUGCAUCAGUUUGUCUGCAUUUCCUUUUGGUUCUCACCACCAUUUAUUUGUGUGUGUGUGUGUGUGUGUGUAUGUGUGUGUGUGGGCAGUGAGAGAGAGAGAGACAAAAAUAUGUAUGAAACCAGAGCAAUUAGCUUUGGUAUUGGCGAUCUUUGUGAACUGUAACUGUUAUUAUUAAUGAGCAUUCCUGUGAAAACUCUCCAAUAUCUACAAUGAAUUUCAUGGCAGUACUUUUAUUAUUUAUAUCACAGCUUUCUGACAUUCAGUGAAUUUAGUUUCAUGUUAUUUGUAAAAUAUCCUCUGAAAAAUAUAUAUGUUCAAUGUUUCACAUUUUUUUCCUGAUUUUUUGUUUUUAAAAACGUAUAAAAAUAAUUUAUUGUCAAGUAUAAAGGCUAUCUAUAUCUUUCUCGUGAAAAGAAUAUAAUCUGCAUCUAAUUGUUAGAUGCUGCAAAUCCAGUAUAUGCAAAUUGCAAAAAAAAUCUUGAUGCAUUUUUCUUUUUAAUCUUGACGUGGCUUUCUUUAAAACAACAUUUUAAAAAAAUGCUGCAAAUUAUAUUUAGCUUCAGCUGAAGGUUGCCCUGGUAAUCAGUGGACCAGGAACAAGAAUGUACUUAACACCAGUUCAGAUAUUCCAUUAUGAUUUUCAUUUGUGAAGUUACUUUUUUUAAAAAAAUACAUUAAACCAUUUCAUAACAGA
Messenger RNA from Rhincodon typus (whale shark), 6031 nucleotides. It is a transcript of the gene nrg1, whose product is annotated as neuregulin 1. NCBI's taxonomy places the organism in Eukaryota, Metazoa, Chordata, Chondrichthyes, Orectolobiformes, Rhincodontidae. The transcript has 9 exons. Gene Ontology annotation, biological process: cell differentiation; animal organ development; intracellular signal transduction. The coding region runs from base 1 to 2058 and encodes 685 amino acids. The record is from RefSeq and is a predicted model, not a curated record. Gene Ontology annotation, molecular function: protein tyrosine kinase activator activity; chemorepellent activity.